This is a messenger RNA of Penicillium taxi, 1002 nucleotides long. RefSeq names its product NAD(P)-dependent alcohol dehydrogenase. The record is from RefSeq and is a predicted model, not a curated record. Gene Ontology annotation, molecular function: zinc ion binding; alcohol dehydrogenase (NADP+) activity. Bases 1 to 1002 code for a protein of 333 amino acids. The transcript has a single exon. Lineage: Eukaryota; Fungi; Ascomycota; Eurotiomycetes; Eurotiales; Aspergillaceae. Gene Ontology annotation, biological process: alcohol metabolic process.
AUGACGAUCGAAUUCACUGUUUUCAAAGGUUCCUCGGAUGGAACUAUUCGAGAGGGCGUAUGCAAGAGAGAUGUCCUGAAGCACGAUAGUGUGCUCGUUCAGAUAACCCAUUCUGGCGUAUGCGGUACAGAUGUACAUUACAAGACCACCGACAUGGCUCUUGGCCACGAAGGAGCUGGGCUCGUCGAAGCGAUCGGUCCCGACGUCAAGAUAUUGAAGAAAGGUGACCGCGUGGGCUGGGGCUACCAGCAAGAUUCCUGUGGUAACUGUCGACAAUGUGAGACAGGCUGGGAAACCAUGUGCCCAGAACGCAAGAUGUACGCCAACGCCAAUUUAGACCAAGGAUCAUUUGGUACUCAUGCCGUAUGGCGAGAGGCUUUUCUUUUCAAAAUCCCCGAUGAAUUGACUAGCGAGGAUGCUGCCCCACUCAUGUGCGGCGGAUCGACUGUCUUCAAUGCGCUUCAUGUCGCCGAAGUUCGCUCCACCGCACGAGUGGGAAUUGUGGGAGUUGGAGGUCUGGGGCACUUGGCCAUCCAGUUCGCUGCCAAGAUGGGGUGCCAAGUCAUCGUCUUCUCUGGUACCGAUAGCAAGAAGAAGGAGGCAUUGGAGCUAGGAGCUACCGAGUUCUAUGCGACUAAGGGGUUGAAGGAGUUGAAACUGGAGAAGCCGAUCGACAAUCUCAUUGUCACAACCAGCAGCCAGCCAGAUUGGAAACUAUUCCUUGAGGUGAUGGCACCAAGUGGUGUGAUUUCACCAAUCUCUGUUGAUUCAAACGAUCUGAAGAUUCCGUACAUGCCAUUGAUUCUCAAUGGUCUCAGAAUCCAGGGAGGAAUUGUUUCCCCGAGACAACUUCACCGGGAUAUGCUAGAAUUUGCGGCGAUUCAUCAGAUCAAGCCAGUUAAGAUGACCUUCCCAAUGACAUUGGAAGGGGUGAAGGAAAGUCUGAAGACACUUGAAGAGGGUAAAAUGAGAUAUCGUGGGGUACUUGUGGCUGAAAAGUAG